AUGAGACAAAUUGUUCCAAAGCAUGCAAAGAUUUGUGAUGACACCAAAGAAAUUGUUCGUAGCUGCGUUUGUGAGUUCAUAGGAAUAGUUACCUACGAAGCAAAUGGGCAUUGUGACACCGAGCAACGUAGGACUCUUGCUGCUGAGGACAUCAUAUGGGCCAUGUCGAGCCUUGGUUUCGACAACUACGCCGAGCUUCUCAAGGCUCAUCUUAGCCAUGUGCGCUAUAUUGGCGCUGAGGCACACUACACUGAUGCUCCUCAACGCCCUGACGAGAAUGUUGCUCCACCACCAACCCCUACACGUGGGGGUGUUGGUGGACCAACAUCCUUUGUGUGUAGGAGUGAGUAUGACCCAAGGGAGACUGGGAAGGUUUGUGGUGGGUUCAGGUUGGGUGGUGGGGCUUGGUCAACUAGUGGUGACAAUGUUGGAGGGAGUGAGUUUGAUCCUCUUGCUUACCUCAAUCGUGACAAGUUCCUUUGA
Arachis ipaensis is the source of this 483-nucleotide messenger RNA. The record is from RefSeq and is a predicted model, not a curated record. Lineage: Eukaryota; Viridiplantae; Streptophyta; Magnoliopsida; Fabales; Fabaceae.